Messenger RNA from Microthlaspi erraticum, 234 nucleotides. The record is from the annotation of a GenBank genome assembly. NCBI's taxonomy places the organism in Eukaryota, Viridiplantae, Streptophyta, Magnoliopsida, Brassicales, Brassicaceae.
AUGAAGAUCUCUAUGCGUUUGAUCUCAGCUGUUCUCCUCGUGUUCAUGAUAUUCGUCGCCACAGGGAUGGGUCCAGUCGCAGUUGAGGCACGCACGUGUGAGUCAGCGAGCCAUAAGUUCAAAGGUACAUGCGUGAGCAACAGCAACUGCGGAAACGUGUGCCACGGCGAAGGCUUUAGCGGAGGUAAAUGCCGUGGUCUACGCCGCCGUUGCUUCUGCACCAGACCAUGCUGA